Molecule: messenger RNA, 4025 nt
Organism: Chaetomium strumarium
Lineage: Eukaryota; Fungi; Ascomycota; Sordariomycetes; Sordariales; Chaetomiaceae
Product: SNF2 family N-terminal domain-containing protein
Exons: 2
Coding region: 310-3837 (1175 amino acids)
Biological process (GO): transcription-coupled nucleotide-excision repair
Cellular component (GO): nucleus
Molecular function (GO): ATP-dependent chromatin remodeler activity; ATP binding
Source: RefSeq, a predicted model, not a curated record
ACCUAUCUACAAGUAACACGCAACUGCCUGGCAGGCUGCCUCUUCCCUGGGUUUUUCAGUACUCCCCUCCAAUAGAAGACUGUUUUUUUUUCUUGAGUUCUUUCCGUGUUCAUUCUUGCACCUAGAGUUCUUCUAUCCCAUGUCCGGAGCGUGGUCGCAUAACUCGCAUUGAGCCUAUUUUGUGGCGUACAGAUUACUACUUAUUUCUCCUCUCUCUUUCCUCGCGCUGGCUCACUGUGUAUCGCGAGUUCAACACCUCACUCACUGUCUCCUGCAAAAAGCCACACUGCACCGCCCUCCUAUCUAGCGAUGGAUUCUGAACCGGAGGCCGGUGCGCCCGCCGGGAGCGUAUCCGAGGCAGGAGAAAACCGUACGAGCACCACCCCGGUCGAGAACGCUCUGCCCACGAGAGGCACUGGCGAAUCGGUUGCAGAUGACGAGGCACAGACACUCAAGUUCCUGACCGAGAAUGUGCGAGACCAGGAUGACCUCGAACGGGACAUCACUCUCCAGGCAAGCCGCGCCUUGAUUGAAGCGGAAGAUAAGCGAGAUCAGAAACGCAUUGAGAAGGCCGAGCUAUCAAAAUCCAAACUCAAAAGUCAGUUAGACCUUGAGAAACAGAAGCUCCGCUCUGCACAUGGGAACCCCACUGCCAGGCUUCGCGUCCAGCGAGAGAUCGCCCGGAUCGAGGCGGAAAUUGAGAUCUGUGACAAGGACAUUGCCGACUUCAUUGCCCGGAUUGAGCAGCGGAACCGCCAAGAUUCCGCAGACGACCAGGCCUCGACUGCGGGCGGGAAGCUUCCCGACGAGACGUCGCGCGAGUAUCUCAUUCGGACGGGCAAGAUUACUCCUUUCGCCACCUUUGGCGGUCCGCGCCCUGGCGGCGUUGAGGGCGAGCUUGCCGAUGCCGUUAUUGAUGCCGAGGACGAGGCCCUCGCCGAGGAGCUGGAGGCACAGGAACGUGAAGGCCCUCGCUCGCACCAAAUUCUGCGUCUUCCCGGCUUUGCUGAGGAGGCCGAGGAGCUUCAAACCUCGGCUGCGGAGUCCGAGUUCUCGCUACGCCCUCGAAAGAGACGUCGGGCGGAGAGGGCUGCUCCUGACGCCGACGAGGACUUCGUGCCGGAUGAAUCAGUCUCGGAAACGGCUAGCCAGGCGGAGUCUUAUGUCUCCGAUUCCGAUGACUUCGACAUGACCGAUGCCACUCCAAAGCGGAAGCGGGGGAAGGCUGUGAAAGAAAGCGAGGACAAGGUCGAUCUGAGCAAGAUCGACGAUGGCAACGAAGCCGUUUAUCAGCGGAGACUGAAAGAUUGGGUUGAACGGAGGAGCCGGGCCCGAAGGCGCCGGCAGGAGAGACUAGUGCAGCCAGUUGAAGAUGCGUCGGACAGCGUCGAAGAGUGGUUCAAGCCCUCCCCGGAUCAGCCAGACCAUGUGUUUGAGAACGGGCUGAAACUCCCCGGCGACAUUUACCCGUCUCUCUUCGACUAUCAGAAGACGGGCGUGCAAUGGUUGGCAGAGCUGUAUGACCAGCAGGUCGGCGGCAUAAUUGGUGAUGAGAUGGGGUUGGGUAAAACCGUCCAACUGAUAUCUUUCGUUGCUGCCCUGCACUACAGCAAGAAGCUCCACAAACCCGUCAUUGUCGUCGCCCCGGCCACCGUCCUGCGGCAGUGGAUAACCGAAUUCCACCGCUGGUGGCCGCCACUCCGUGUCUCCAUUCUUCAUUCCUCAGGGAGCGGCAUGUUCAACGUCCGCGAUGAGUACGAAAUCGAAGACCAUGUGGAUGACUGGGAUGGGAGGCGGCCCAGCAGGUCCAGUGGAGCAGUCAAAAGGAUAGUCGACCGGGUGGUCAAACAUGGCCAUGUCCUGGUCACCACCUAUGCUGGUCUACAGACCUACGGCGAUGCCCUGAUCCCUGUGGACUGGGGUUACGCUGUGUUGGACGAAGGCCACAAGAUCCGAAACCCGAACGCGGCCAUCACGAUCUACUGCAAAGAGCUCCGCACCCCUAAUCGUAUCAUUCUCUCUGGUACUCCGAUGCAGAACAACUUGACUGAGCUGUGGUCCCUUUUCGACUUUAUCUACCCCAUGCGGCUCGGCACCCUUGUCGCAUUCCGCAACCAGUUCGAGAUACCAAUCAGACUGGGAGGCUACGCGAACGCUACGAACCUGCAGAUUAUGACAGCGCAGAAAUGUGCCGAAACCCUCAAGGAGACCAUCAGCCCCUAUCUACUGCAACGCUUGAAGGUGGAUGUCGCGGCUGACCUCCCCAAGAAGAGCGAACAGGUGCUCUUCUGCAAGCUGACGAAACCCCAACGGGACGCAUAUGAGCUCUUCCUCAAGUCUGAUGACAUGAAUUCUAUCCUUAGCCGAACUCGCCAGUCGCUGUACGGCAUUGAUAUUCUCCGCAAGAUCUGCAACCAUCCCGACUUGAUAGAUCCGAGGCUGAAGACGAAGCCCGGUUACCAGUGGGGUGACGAUAGCAAGUCGGGUAAGAUGGCCGUUGUCAAGUCUCUGCUCCCGAUGUGGAAACGCUUGGGGCACAAGACGCUGUUGUUUUGCCAGGGCGUCCAGAUGUUGGACAUAAUCGAAACCUUCGUUCAACGGCUGGAUAACAUCAAAUACCUCCGUAUGGAUGGCAAGACGCCGGUCAAGCAGCGGCAGACCCUCGUAGACCAGUUCAACGCGGACCCGGAGUUUGACGUGUUCCUGUUGACAACGAAGGUCGGCGGACUGGGUGUCAACCUUACAGGAGCAAAUCGCGUCAUCAUCUUCGACCCAGACUGGAAUCCUUCGACUGAUGUUCAAGCAAGAGAGCGUGCCUGGAGACUAGGCCAGAAAAGGGAAGUGACGAUAUACCGGCUGAUGACGGCCGGGACGAUCGAGGAGAAGAUAUAUCAUCGUCAAAUUUUCAAGCAGUUCCUCACCAAUAAGGUGCUGAAGGACCCCAAGCAGCAGACGACGUUCAAUAUUAGUGACUUGCACGAUCUCUUCAGCCUCAGCUCCUACGAGGACGGCGUGACGGAGACGAGCGAAUUGUUCAAGAGCAGCGAUGUCAAGAAGCUCAGACCUGCCGAGCCGAAGGAGCUCGUUCUGCCGGGCAAUAACGAUGCCGUUCGUUUCAAGCCUCGGCAAGUCAGCACCAGGACGGAGGUCGAGCCUAGCAAUUCGGAUGGAAAGGAAAGCGAUCUCCGGGCCAUAGACGGGGUUGCAGCUGUUGAGACAUACCAAAGCGAUCCAGCACCGCCCGCGAACGAAGAGGAUCGGCUCAUGGAGGGCAUCUUUGCGCGGUCCGGCGUCCACAGCGCCCUGGAACAUGAUGAGAUCAUCAACGGCAAGAAGACCGUCCAAGCUGACCGCAAGAUGCUCCAGCAGGAGGCACACAGAAUAGCCGCGCAGGCCGCCUCGAGUCUCCGACGUGCAGCCGAACAAGCUCGUACCGUUCCGAUCGGCACAGUGACAUGGACUGGAGAGGUCGGAGAGGCCGGUCGUCCGGCACCUGUCCGCCGCGGCCGUGGCGGGCCAGGUUCGGCGAGCAUACUGGCCAAUGUUGCGGACCGUCAGGGCCUCAGUACAGGCAGCUCCCGCAUCUCGAGCCCGGGUACGCCCGGCACGCCGGACCAGAAUCUCCAGGCGAGGGAUUUUGAGAAGAUGAUCCCCGCCUUCAUUAAGAGGCACAACGGCCAGGUACCGUCGAAGCUGUUGGUGGACCACUUCAACCGGUACUGUUCCGGGUCGCGCCAGGCAGCCGAGUUCAAACAGGCGCUGGGGAAGGUGGCCAAGAUGGAGAAGCGCGGAUCAAGCAUGCGGGCAAUCUGGACUCUGAAGCCGGGGUAUCAGUAAACUCUAGGUGGCUGUAGCUAAUGGAUCACGGUCCUCACGGCGCUUGGUACUAAGGGACCAACGGCUUUAUGAUCUAUCCCCCAAUGGUGGCAUUCGGGGCUUAUUCAAAGUGCACUGUCACGGUAGAUAUUGAUGAUGUAACUGGAGACAUGGCAGACGAUUUGCUGAAACUCGAAACAUAUUAUACC